AUGCUCGUCAAGGCAGCCGAAGUCCAAAUUCAAGCAGGCAAUGCGUCAGAUGCCCUUUCUUUAGGCAAGAAGGCCCUGGAAGAAUCUCAAGCUGGCAGCGACAGCGCUUUAGCAUCUCUCAACCUCCUCGGUCAAAUCAGCCUUGAACUCGGUGAAUUCGAUGCUGCCCGCACGUACUUUCUUAAGGCAUGCGCCAUUGACGAAAAUGGCACCAAGGAUGAGGAAGUCGGCGGGGGCCCCGAGAAGUUCCUCUGCCUGGCUCAACUCAGCGAGGAGGGUGGUAAGGACAGUGUCAGCUGGUACGAAAAGGGCGCAUCUGCGUUAAAGAUCCAGAUACAGACCCUUGAGGACCUGCGGAAACGCAGCGAUGAGCAGGAGAUCCUGCUGGAUGAGCUGAAGAAGAAACACGCCAUGACUCUGUGCGCCGUCGUUGAACUCUACAUGACCGAUCUCUCGUGGGAGGAGGAUGCGGAGCAGCGUUGCGAGAUGCUCGUCACAGAAGCCACCAUGGUGGCGCCAGAUUACGCCGAGACUUGGCAGACGUUGGCCAAUGUGCGCAUCUCGCAGCAACGCAUAGAUGAUGCCAAGGCGGCGCUGUUGAGGAGCAUGGAGUUGUGGAAGGAUCUGGUUACCGAAGACCCCUCAGUACCCGACUUUCCCAGCAGAGUGGCGCUGUCUCGACUGCUUAUGGAGGUGGACUUGGAGCAGGAGGCCCUCGAGGUGUUAGAACGGCUGGUUGGUGAAGACGACCACAGUGUCGAGGUCUGGUAUCUUGGUGGGUGGGGACUGUACGUGAUGGGAGAGAAGCAAAGAAUAGAAAACCCGAAAGCCGAGGAGGACUGGAAGGCUUCAUGGCUUUCGAGUCGAACAUGGCUCAACCAAAGUCAACAUCUUUUUGCGCAGCAAGAUUAUGAAGAUGAUAGGCUCGGGGAGCAUACAAGGGAGCUUCUUACUGCAAUCGCCCAGGAGCUGGGCGAUGCGCCAUCUGGAGAGGAAGAUAACGAGGAAAACUGGGAAGACGACGGGGAUUCGGAUGACGCAAUGGAGGAAUAA
This is a messenger RNA of Pseudomassariella vexata, 1053 nucleotides long. RefSeq lists its product as uncharacterized. Lineage: Eukaryota; Fungi; Ascomycota; Sordariomycetes; Amphisphaeriales; Pseudomassariaceae. Gene Ontology annotation, molecular function: protein binding. The transcript has a single exon. The coding region runs from base 1 to 1053 and encodes 350 amino acids. The record is from RefSeq and is a predicted model, not a curated record.